Rattus rattus (black rat) is the source of this 1917-nucleotide messenger RNA. It is a transcript of the gene Acrbp, whose product is annotated as acrosin binding protein. Gene Ontology annotation, cellular component: acrosomal vesicle; nucleus. The record is from RefSeq and is a predicted model, not a curated record. Bases 1 to 1701 code for a protein of 566 amino acids. The transcript is spliced from 10 exons. Lineage: Eukaryota; Metazoa; Chordata; Mammalia; Rodentia; Muridae.
AUGGGACUGGAAAGGCUGCCUCUGACUUCGGUCCUUGGCCCGCUACUGUCUGGAUCUGGCCACUGGACCGGAAGUGCAUUAUGGGUUAAGGUCCAUUCUUGUCUGUCCCCCUACCUUGCAGUGCUGCUCCUGUCUGAAACACCUCUUUUAGCUGAGGAAGCUUUAGCCUCCACUCCAGGCAGCCCUCUCUCAUCCACUGAAUAUGAACGUUUCUUCGCCCUGCUGACCCCAACCUGGAAGGCAGAGACCACCUGCCGCCUCCGUGCAACCCACGGCUGCCGGAACCCCACUCUCGUUCAGCUGGAUCAAUAUGAAAACCACGGAUUGGUACCAGAUGGUGCUGUCUGCUCUGACCUACCCUAUGCUUCCUGGUUUGAGUCUUUCUGCCAGUUUGCUCAGUAUCGUUGCUCCAACCAUGUCUACUAUGCCAAGAGGGUCCGGUGCUCCCAGCCAGUCUCCAUCCUUUCCCCCAACACUCUAAAGGAGGUGGAGUCCUCAGCAGAAGUUCCUCUCACUUCCGUGACCACCCCCAUUGUAUCCCGUGCCACAGCCACGGAACACCAGGCCUUCCAGCCUUGGCCCGAGCGGCUCAACAACAAUGUGGAGGAGCUGCUCCAGUCGUCCCUGUCCCUGGGCGGCAAGGAGCAACAGAGUAGUCGGAAGCUAAGCCUGGAGCAGCACAAGCAGGAGCAGAUCCAAGAACACAAGCUAGAAGAAGCGCAGGAGCAGGAGGAGCAAGAGGAAGAGGAAGAGGAGGAAGAGGCAAAGCAGGAAGAGGGGCAGGGGACAGAGGAGGGUCUGGAUUCAGUGUCCAGACUGCAGUCAGACUCGGAGCCCAAGUUUCAGUCCAAGUCACUGUCUUCCAACCCUUCCUUCUUCACUCCCCGGGUCCGAGAGGUGGAGUCCGCUCCAUUGAUGAUGGAGAACAUCCAGGAGCUCAUCCGGUCCGCCCAAGAAAUGGACGAAAUGAACGAACUGUACGAUGACUCCUGGAGAAGCCAAAGCACUGGCAGCCUCCAGCAGCUGCCCCACACGGAGACCCUGAUGGUGCUAUGCUAUUCCAUUAUGGAGAAUACCUGCACCAUGACUCCCACAGCCAAGGCCUGGAGCUACAUGGAGGAGGAGAUCCUUGGCUUCGGGGAUUCGGUCUGUGACAAUCUUGGACGGAGACACACAGCUGCCUGUCCCCUCUGUGCAUUCUGCUCCCUGAAGCUGGAGCAGUGCCACAGCGAAGCCAGCGUGCUGCGCCAGCACUGCGACGCCUCCCACAAGAUCCCCUUCAUCAGCCCCCUGCUCUCAGCUCAGAGCAUAUCCACCGGCAACCAGGCGAAGAUACCAGAAAAAGGUCGCUUUGCUGGGCUGGAAAUGUACGGAGGGCUCAGCUCUGAGUUCUGGUGUAACCGGCUCGCCUUGAAGGGCUGUGAAGAUGACCGGGUCGCCAACUGGCUCAAGGCAGAGUUCCUUAGCUUCCAAGAUGGGGAUCUCCCCACGAAGAUUUGUGACACAAACUACGUCCAGUACCCAAACUACUGUUCCUUCAAAAGCCAACAGUGCCUGUUGAAAAACCAGAACAGAAAGAUGUCCCGCAUGAAGUGCAUGCUGAACGAGAAGUACAGCGUGCUGAGCCCGGCUAAAGGCGAGGAGGUUAUACUCCGGUGGAGCCAAGAGUUUAACACUUUGACUCUAGGCCAGUUUGGAUGAGCUGAGGUCUGUGCUGUCCCCACCCCAGCCCAGCCUUUCCACAUUCUCCAUCGCUCUCAGACUACAUCUGUCAGUUGGCUUCCAGGUGCCCCUCAGGGGCCUCCCACCUGGCCCCUACUUGCAUUUUCUUUGGGUUGGGAGAACAGUCCCAGAGAGGUGCAUGAUGGGAACUCCGCACGCCUUGAAGAAUACCUUCAAAUAAAAUGUUUGUCUUCA